AUGUUCAGGACGCAGGUAUCUAAAGCUAUUCCCAGCUGUUUGAGGGCAUCUGGAUUGAUUAGGAGGCCCCUGAGUGCGAAAGCUACUCAGUGGCAGCGAUACGUUACGUGUGGCAGACGGUUAUACAACCAAGCCGAUGAGACUGAAAAGCUGAAGAGGAAGCCUUUGAGUAGGAUACCUAUUGGUGGAACCGAGCAGUCUGCUUCGCAGAGAGUUACCAGCGAUUCAAUAGAGUUCAGCACAUGGAAAGCUGCUGUUCUUUUCAUAGUGGUCGGCGGUGGGCUGUACUACUUCUUCUCCAAGGAGAAGAAGAGGCUUGAGACAGAGAAGGAAGCCGAGGCCAAUAGAGGCUACGGCAAGCCCGUAGUGGGUGGUCCAUUCAAUCUGGUGGACGAAAACGGGGAGCAAUUCACCGAUAAAGAUUUGCUCGGCAAAUGGUCUAUUUUGUAUUUCGGAUUCACCCAUUGCCCCGAUAUCUGUCCUGAUGAGCUGGACAAGUUGGGAGUAUGGCUUGACGCUUUGACGAAGAAACAUGGAAUUGAAUUGCAGCCAAUCUUUGUAACGUGCGAUCCGGCAAGGGACUCUCCGAAGGUUAUGAAGGAAUAUCUGAGAGAUUUCCACCCCAGCCUCAAAGGCGUAACCGGUAGUUACGACGAAGUCAAGAGCGCUUGCAAGCAGUACAGAGUUUACUUCUCAACGCCACCACACGUGAAACCAGGUCAAGACUACCUGGUGGAUCAUUCGAUUUUCUUUUAUCUAAUGGACCCAGAAGGACAGUUUGUGGAAGCAAUGGGGAGAAACUACGAUGAAAAGUCAGGCGUGGAGAAAAUCGUUGAGCAUGUCAAAAGCUAUGUGCCCACGGAGGAGCGUGAAAAGAGGAAGAGUAAAUGGUACUCGUUCCUAUUUGACUGA
This is a messenger RNA of Torulaspora globosa, 912 nucleotides long. RefSeq names its product Cu-binding protein SCO1 (gene SCO1). The coding region runs from base 1 to 912 and encodes 303 amino acids. Gene Ontology annotation, cellular component: mitochondrial inner membrane. The record is from RefSeq and is a predicted model, not a curated record. Gene Ontology annotation, molecular function: copper chaperone activity; copper ion binding. The transcript has a single exon. Lineage: Eukaryota; Fungi; Ascomycota; Saccharomycetes; Saccharomycetales; Saccharomycetaceae. Gene Ontology annotation, biological process: mitochondrial respiratory chain complex IV assembly; intracellular copper ion homeostasis.